UACUAUGGUGACCGGAUUUACGACAGCCGUCGACGUGUUUACGACAGCGUUUCUUCGGAGACGUCAGUUGAUUAUUCCUUUAUUACUACGCGGUUGGCGCGAGGAUGUUUAGGGGUGCAGUGUGUGCGCGAGACAGAAUGGGUGGAAGGUAGAAGGCAAGCAUGAAAGAGAAGAGUUGUGAAACAUCGGUAAGAUGUUUGGGAAGGUGGUAUGAUGGAAGGUUCGGUAAAGGAAAGGGAUAUUUGUAAUGGAAGGUCCUUCCCAUGGCUUAUCCGCACAGACAACAGGUUUUGGAAACUCUCCGACUGCUUCUCUUCCCCCCAGCAAACUGCCCCGGCUGCACAACACCAGAACAAUUUCAUGGAAGUCCGUAAGCCAGUGUUGGAUCUGAAAGAUGUCCCUCCCCCUCCACUCCACAAUGCAUCUCCGCAGCCCCUUGUUCUGGCUUCCCAACCUGCACCUCCUCUCUGCCAGCGCCCUGCUUCAGACUCUCAACUUUCCCAGCAGCCCGUUCCUCAGCUACAACCUGGUAGCCCUAACGUAAGCUUGUGUUCCCACUGUGAAUGCAGUCUGCACAUCCAGCAGCACUCUGGCUUGCUUGAAGCCAAGGCUCACAGUUUUGGUGGUGGGUGUAACAUUAGCAGCACUGCUAAUGCUAACUCUGGUGGUGGCUUUCCUGCACCUUUUUCCUCUGCACAGCUACAGUCCCCACAGAGUUUUGGGUUCCAGGUGGCCUCAGUAGCCACUUCACAACCCAUGGCAGGUCACACACACCCAUCCUGCUGCGGGCACCUUCACACUUGUUCCUCUCUCUCAGUGGGGUGUCUGCAGUCAAAACACUUGUCUGGCUCUGCACCCAUCCAUGGGCCCUGUGUGGCCUUAUCUGGGUGCUGCCACUGUAGCGAGGACCAUCGGGUGGAGCAGCAAUACCAUUCACACAGUGACGCACCCUCCUCUACUCACCUCUGCACUAAGUCUUUGUACCUCGAGCACAACACAGUCUGUCAGAAGGGAGCACAUUACUGCCAUCAGAGUUUAAGAAAGCCCACACAGGGUUUGGGAGUUGCUGACUCUGAGAAGGUUUGGCCAAACAUCCCCCCUCCUCAUCCCUGCACCUCUGCUCUACCUAUCUGUAAUGGCUGUAGAGUUCCUGGAACCUCCAGUGAUGGCAUUCUGCACCCCACCAGCGUAGGCAAAGUCAAUCAGAAAUAUGGGUCCAUUGAAGGUGGAGGACAGGAGUCCUUGCCCCCGGUGGGUGUUUUUUGGGACAUAGAGAACUGUGCUGUACCCAGUGGCCGUUCAGCUGCCACAGUGGUCCAGAGGCUACGUGAGCGUUUCUUCCAGGGGCACCGCGAAGCUGAGUUCAUCUGCGUAUGUGACAUCAGCAAGGAGAACAAGGCUGUCAUUCAGGAGCUCAACAACUGCCAGGUCACUGUUGCUCACAUAAAUGCCACAGCAAAAAAUGCAGCUGAUGACAAACUCCGACAGAGUCUGAGGCGCUUUGCUGAUACACACACCGCUCCUGCCACAGUCAUUGUAGUUUCUUCCGACGUGAACUUUGCUAGCGAGCUGAGUGACCUGCGUCAUCGCCAUGGCUUCCAGGUCAUUCUGGUGCACAAGACUCAAGUCUCACCUGCUCUGCUGCAGCACGCACACCUACAUGUCCUAUUCGAGGACUUUGUCUCGGAAUUGCCCCCCAGGAUGCUAAUCAAAUCACAGCCCUGUUUCAACCUCCUCUUUGUGCACAACCUCCCCACGCACCGUGACGCCAAGUCUGUCAGUAGCAGGCUUCAGCGCCUGUCCAAUAACUGUGGUGGGAAAGUGCUGGGUGUGACCGGUGGCACUGCUGUGCUCCGAUUUGCCAGUGCAGAGGCAGCCGAGCGCGCCCGCAAGCGCAUGGAGAAUGAGGACGUCCUAGGGAACCGCAUCACUGUCUCAUUUUCCCCUGACGGGCUACAGGAGGAGGAGGAGGUGGAGCGGCCUCGGCCUGCUGCCAGUUCCUCCUUUUCUAGUGCCCUGUUCCUCCCCGUGGAGAAACCGCGGUCACCACGGCGCCCCAGGAGGGCAUUACGAGCUUCCCAAAGCGGCAGAGACACUGGGGUAAAUGUUCCAGAAAGACCCUACAGCCCUAGGAAAGUGGGGCAUGCUUCUUCCUGCAGCCCAGUGUUGAAGUCCCUUUCCCAGGAUGGAAGCAGUAUGGAGUCUAAGCCCAGGACAGGUUUCCCUCUGGAGAAAGUCCGUGCUGCAUCUGCCUCUCCUCAGAGCACUGGCCUCACCUCUCAGUUGCAGCCUGCUAAACCAGCCUUCCCUGCAGAGCUCCUACAACGCAGCCGCAGAAGAAACUCCUGCAGCCUGCGCAAUACUACAGAUUCUCCAGAGUCAUUUCAGGUGAGCACUCCAUCAGCUUUCAGCAAACUCAGCCUGCACACUUCCUUCAGCCCGCUGAUGUUCUCCCACGGAUCCUGGUCCUCAAGGAGUGCGUCUCCUUGUCUCUCCAGCCGCUCGUCCCCACAGAGUGUUCCUUCUCGUAGCCCAUGUCCUGAUGCCCAGCCUGAGCCCUUCUCAGACGGUGCAGAUAUCCAGGUAGCCAACCUCGAUUACAGGAUGUCCAGAAAAGAGCUGCAGCAGAUCCUGCUCGACACCUUCGCCAAGCACGGAAGGGUGAAAAGCAUUGAGCUCAGCCCUCACACAGACUACCAGCUCAGAGCUAAGGUACAGAUGGGUUCUCUGCAGCAGGCUAUAGGAGCCGUCAGCAUUCUUCACCGCUACAAGAUUGGCAAUAAGCGCAUUCACGUGUCCCUCAUCACCGGUGCAAAUAACAAAUCUCUCACCUGCCUCAGCUCCGAGAUCAUCAGUAUUCUUCAGGAUUCUCCAGCUAAUUGCCUUCCACUUUUCAAAUUCACUGAAAUUUAUGAGAAAAAGUUUGGUCGUAAACUGGUGGUGAGCGAUCUCUACAGAUUGCCGGAGGUCGUGGCUGUGCGUGAACAAGGCGGCGGACGUAUGGUGUGUCUUCUACCCAGCAGCCUAGCCAGACAUAGUCCAUUAGGUUCCUCGCAGUCCCAUGAUGGCUCUUCCACCAGUGGCAGUCCUGUGGUGUUUGAGGAGCUUGAGUAUCACGAACCUGUCUGCAAGCGUCAUUACACACAGCAAGAUUUCAGUGAGGCAGAUUAUGACCCUGACACAUACAAGAUUCCGUUUGUUGUGGUGUCUCUUAAAGCCUUGUCUGCUCAUGUGCACAGUCUUCUGCAGUCACACGAAGGUACCAUCCCCUUGCUCAGCUUUCUAGAAUGUUAUGCAUCAGAGUUCAGCCCGUUAACAGUGGCUGAAGAAGGGAAGCUGGAGGGAAGCGUUCCCCUGGAACACCUCAUUACAUGUAUCCCAGGCAUCACCAUUGUAACCGCACAGAACGGCUUCAAGGUCAUCAAAUGGAUCCACAACAAACCCCCACCACCUAAUGCAGACCCAUGGCUACAGCGCUGUAAGAGCCCAGUAGGAAAUCCCCAGCUGAUCCAGUUCAGUCGAGAAAUCAUAGACCUGAUGAAAAACCAGCCGUGCUGCCUGAUGCCCAUCACUAAAUUCAUCCCUGCCUACCAUCAUCACUUUGCUAAACAGUGCAGAGUCUCUGAUUAUGGCUUCUCCAAACUGCUAGAGCUGCUGGAGGCUGUACCACACGUACUACAGAUUCUGGGCCUGGGCUCUAAGCGGUUGCUGACCCUCACACACAGGGCACAGGUGAAGCGUUUCACACAAGAUCUGCUCAAACUGCUCAAGUUUCAGGCAAGCAAGCAGGUCAUCAUCAGAGACUUCAUGCAGGCCUACCAUUGGUGUUUCUCCAGAGAUUGGCAAGUGAUUGAUUAUGGAAUGUGUGACUUGAUGGAUCUGUUGGCUGAGAUUCCUGAUACGACCAUCACCGUUACACAGCAGGAUUCUGACACGGUCAUAUCUGUACCUAAGAGAGAGCGGACCACAGAGGAGAUGGAACGCACCAGACAGUUUGGGAAGGAGGUGGUGGAUCUGUUGCGUCACCAACCGCACUUUCGCAUGCCUUUCAGCAAGUUCAUCCCCACUUAUCACCACCACUUUGGCCGCCAGUGCAAGCUCACCUAUUAUGGGUUCUCUAAGCUCAUGGAGCUGUUUGAAGCCAUUCCUGAUGUCCUUCAGGUGCUAGAAUGUGGUGAGGAGAAGGUACUGGUUCUGACUGAGGUGGAGCGAGUAAAGGCUCUGGCAGCUCAGCUUGUGAAGCUCUUGCGUGCUCAGAGAGACUGCACACUACCUGUUAGCCAGCUUCUGACUGAGUACAGCAAAACUUUUGGUUACGUCCUCCGCCUGCAGGAUUACGAUGUCGGUACACUGCCUGCCCUUCUCUCCAAACUCUGCCAUGUGGUCAAGGUAGCGGUUGGAUCUGAAGAAAAAGAGGUCCAGCUUAUCAACAGAAAAUCGCUACGUGCGCUCACGUCCCAGUUGCUGGCGGUAAUGAUGUCCGUUCCUGAUGAGCACAACUGGAUGGGAGUAGAGGCGCUGCAGAAGCAGUACGAGUUGAUGUAUGAUCAGCAACUCAACCCCUGUGAAUAUGGCUUUGUCUCUCUAACCGAGCUGCUCAAGAGCCUGCCUUACUUAGUGGAGUUGUUUGAGGGUGGUGAAGCCCAUGAUGAUGAGGCCAAUGUUCGUAUCAGGUUAACUAAGCUGUACCAGUUUGCUCGAAACGUUCGAGCCCUCCUGCACACCUACCACUAUAACCAGAUCUUCCUGUCCGAGUUUUGGGGUGCCUUCAGCAAGUACACGGGCCGUGAGUUCCAGCCUCGUGACUAUGGAUACAACACUCUGGAUGAGCUCCUGGCUGCCGUACCACAAGUAGUGUGGAUCAAAGGCCAUGGACACAAGAAGAUUAUAGUCCUAAAGAAUGAUAUGAAAGCCCGUGGCAGCCCUGCCAGCACUGAGAGCCCUCAGCCUGAGGAGGUCCAACAGAGCCAGAGCCCUGCCAGCUCACACAGCCCAGCCUCAGGUGGAAGUACUAGUGAGGCAGAGCUGCUGUGUCUGAGCUCCUCUUCUCCAGUGGAUCUCUUGUGUGGGCCAGUUCCGUCCUGCCUGCCUUCCCCUCAGCUACAUCCUCACCCGGUUCUGCUCCAGCACAAUGACCUCAUCCACUUUGAGGAGCACUUGCACAGCCAGUCCUCAGGAGGCACCAGAGAGGAUCAGCCCGUCCACGACCACCAAACUCAAGCAGCUCUGAUGCCCACUGAGUGCUGCACAGCUCCAAAUGAAGAAAUUAAAACGGAGGAAACGUCGGUCUGUAGUGUAGGUAUAGUUCGCACCAAUAGUGUUGAAAAAAACACGGUAUGUCCGACUGGGAAUACUAAAUCUAACGAUGCAUCCGACUCGCUUGUUACCAAGCCCUCUCAACCACCCGACCGCAAAACCUUGGCCACUGAAAGCCCCAGCAAAAGAACCAUCCGGAAUAAAAUCAAACUUGCAGCUAAUUUCUCUUUCUCCACAAAUUCCUCGGUCUAAAGUUACUUGUUAAUCAGAUCAAACUCACAGUAAUUUAAUAAUUUUUUUGCCCACUCGGUUUAAAAAAAAAAAAAAAAAAACUUGAAAAAUCAGCUUUAGAAUCAGCCAGCGAAAUAAAUCCGUGUAACUCUGCAGAGACGUGGCCGUGAAGAACCCGAUCGAACUACCUUCUGCUUCUGUCUCUUAAAAAAAUUCAAUGCACUUGCUCUUCAUCUGUUGGCUAUAUUUACAGCCUUCGUUUACUUUAAGAUCCCAUUUUCCCUGUUGGCUUAAAUCCUGAGUUUUCUGUUUCUACUGAAAAUCACAUCUUCUAGAUUAUGUUUAAGGAAACAUGAGUUGAUAUGAAAUGAAAGCGUACCUCCAAGUUGGCUGUAACUAAGGCAGCUUCUGUCCUUUCAGAUUAGCAUUUCCUCUCUUUCUGUGCUGUUUUAGGGAAUCAUGGUUUUCACCACAUGAAAUUAGUCGUCGCAUUUAAAGUCCUCUGACCGACCCUGCUCUUCGUGCACUCUAUAUUCUAACCAAUACAAUGGAGAUGUCGUCUCCUAUUUAUACACAGCGUGAUUUUAAAACGAAAUUAAGUUAAUGCAGGAGGGCAUUGAUUAUAUUAAGCAUAAUAACCUUUAACCCAAAAGAAUGCUAAUGAUGCUAAUUUGUGUUUUGUAGGAUUUCUGUAAUUUCUCUUGUAUACUUUGGAACUCUUUAGAGUUUAACAUCUAAAGGUUUUUGUAGAUUUUCGGCCCACACCUUAGUGCACGUGUUUAAUAGCCUGAGUUUUAACGGCAUUUCGUUCAACAUCUUAACAGUGCAGUUGGUUUCAUUUCGAUGGAGGUUAGAAGAUGAGCAGGUGUCAGUUUGGAUGUUUGAGACUGGCACAGGACACACAUGCAGGAUAAAGUCGAGGUUACGGAGCUCUUCGCUAGCUUGAAGCGUGCCAUUCGACAGCCGAUGUCGACAACGAAAGUUGAGUUGGCGCGUACACAACUCCGCAUUUCUUCUGCCGGAGUUCAAGCAAAAGCUCCAUUUCAGUUUUAGCCAUUUACGCAGCUUGGGCUUUAUUUUGAUUAUGGGUAUGUGUGUGUGUGGAAUUUUAUAUGCACAUAGUGCAUAGACAAUUUCCUGUGUAAUGUGACACACAGCAGCUGUAGAGUUUUAACCUGUUUGCAUCCUGCAUUUUCAUGGUGGUUUGUUAUGGCAAGAGCCGAGGGUUUAUUUAUUUAUUUUUGUUUGUUUUUUGUUUUUUAAACUAUGAUCAGUUUCUUUGGAUCUGUUGACACACUUGCAUUAAGAAUAAGCAAAGACUAAUUUCUAGAUGGGUUUUAAACACUGGAGUCGAGGAUGGGAACUGCUCAGUGACAGAAACACCAUGGUAUCAGAGGGACGCACACAGGCCCUCAGAUUUUAUUUAUUUUUUUCUUCUUCUUCUGUGGACAGAGCCAGGCUUUUUACAAUGGCUUGUAUCAGCCUUGGCACCAGGAGAUAUGAAGCAAGAGAGAGUGCUGCUAGAGCGUUUCAUCCUGCACUCCCUUAGCAUGAUGAUGUUUGUAUAUUUCUUUUCUGUUGUCUUGUUUAGCGGGUUUCUUUGGGCCGAAGACUUAUCCUGCAUCUGUUUAUGCAGUCUGGGUUAUCCCAGGACAAAAAAAAAACUAGACUGAACACCUAACACGCUGCCGUUAGGCUCUGUAUUUGCGUAGAGAGAGCCACGUUUUGGGAGAAUCUCCCUGAAAAACAGCUUCUUGUUUUCCAAAAUGAAUCGUAUACAUUCAUAAUGAAAUGUGACUAUUUCUUGUCUCUGGCCUGUUUUAGUUUAGAGGUCCUGUUGGUUUAAUGCAGUCUAGCCAAGUUCACAGCUCAUGUUCUUGAUUUCCCGACUCGCCACUACGGAGUGGCUAUAUUAUGUCCCAAAUGAAUUACUUUCAUCCCAGAUUAAAGGAGCUGUUUUUUUUAAGAUUAUCAAAGGCCUGAUAUUUAUUUAUGGAGAGAACCUUAGAAAUGAGUCAUACUGGCUGUAAUGAUUCCUAAUUUUGCUGCUACAUGUUCAGUUUGCUCUUUUGGUAGAGAACUUGGUUACAGCUAACUUGGAGGACGAAUAUGAAACAUCUUGUUUAUUGCACCUCAAUGACCAGCUAAUCUUUUGCCUAUGCAGGUUUGCAUAGUUUUGAUUUCAUUAAAUAUCAUUCUGCCGGGGUUUGUAAUGUUAAUGAAGUUAAAUGUACAUGACCGUUAUGAGCGUUUAGUUGAGCAGUUGCUCUUUUCCAGCAUGGAGUGUUUUGGUUUUCAUGGUUUGGGGUCAGUUAUGUGAGUCCACAAAUUGACCUGGAGAGAGAGAAAAAAGAAAAAAAGAAAAAAGGUAGACAUGCUGGAUUUAUCCUGAUAACAUCCUGAUGUAUCUUAGCAGAAUUGAUAAAUGUUCAGUAGAAAAAUACAGCAAGUGUUUACACUAAUUAGGGGAAAUGCUCUCGGGUGAAAUGACGCACAGUGUAAAGACGACCGUACAGUUAGUCUCUCAUCAGAAGCAGAAUGUUUUCACGUUAACCCGGAAUUGUCUCAUGCCUCUUUUUUGGUUCUUGCUGAUGUAUUUGAGUUGCAUGUUAUUGCACCUUCUUCCUCUGGUCAUACUCACCCCAUAAUUAAGCCAUUACACCAUUUCACUGUUUUUGUGAAUUGCCCGAAAUAUUUCAGUUAAUAAAUUUCACAAGCAUCA
Messenger RNA from Tachysurus fulvidraco (yellow catfish), 8209 nucleotides. RefSeq names its product meiosis regulator and mRNA stability factor 1. The record is from RefSeq and is a predicted model, not a curated record. The transcript has 26 exons. Gene Ontology annotation, molecular function: RNA nuclease activity; CCR4-NOT complex binding; mRNA base-pairing post-transcriptional repressor activity. Gene Ontology annotation, biological process: post-transcriptional gene silencing. Gene Ontology annotation, cellular component: cytoplasm; peroxisome. NCBI's taxonomy places the organism in Eukaryota, Metazoa, Chordata, Actinopteri, Siluriformes, Bagridae. The coding region runs from base 211 to 5508 and encodes 1765 amino acids.